Ambispora leptoticha is the source of this 231-nucleotide messenger RNA. Lineage: Eukaryota; Fungi; Glomeromycota; Glomeromycetes; Archaeosporales; Ambisporaceae. The record is from the annotation of a GenBank genome assembly.
AUGACACAAUUAUUUCCUCGUGCAACACUUAAAAGAAUAAUCAAAUCUCACCAUAACAAAGCAUUGACCAAGAAUGUAGACGUUAUGAUUUAUCUAGAUUACGUUUUAUUUCUUCAACGCCUAGCCGAAGAAGCUAAUAUUGAAGCAAAUCAAGAUCUGAAUGAAAAAAAAAUAGAAGAAAGACAUGUUGUAGCUGCUUUAGAGAGGGUAUUGCAAGAAUUUCAAGGAUGA